This is a messenger RNA of Helicoverpa zea (corn earworm), 1531 nucleotides long. NCBI's taxonomy places the organism in Eukaryota, Metazoa, Arthropoda, Insecta, Lepidoptera, Noctuidae. The record is from the annotation of a RefSeq genome assembly.
CGAAAAUGACUUUAUUCAACAAAUCAUAAAGAUAUUGGAACAUUAUAUUUUAUUUUUGGAAUUUGAGCAGGAAUAGUAGGAACUUCUUUAAGUUUAUUAAUUCGAGCAGAAUUAGGUAAUCCUGGAUCUUUAAUUGGAGAUGAUCAAAUUUACAAUACUAUUGUCACAGCUCAUGCUUUUAUUAUAAUUUUUUUUAUAGUUAUACCAAUUAUAAUUGGUGGAUUUGGUAAUUGACUUGUACCUUUAAUAUUAGGAGCCCCUGAUAUAGCUUUCCCUCGAAUAAAUAAUAUAAGUUUUUGAUUACUCCCCCCUUCCCUAACUUUACUUAUUUCAAGAAGAAUUGUAGAAAAUGGAGCAGGAACAGGAUGAACAGUUUAUCCCCCACUUUCAUCUAAUAUUGCACAUGGAGGAAGAUCAGUAGAUUUAGCUAUUUUUUCUUUACAUUUAGCUGGAAUUUCAUCUAUUUUAGGAGCAAUUAAUUUUAUUACUACUAUUAUUAAUAUAAAAUUAAAUAAUUUAUCUUUUGAUCAAAUACCAUUAUUUAUUUGAGCUGUAGGAAUUACUGCAUUUUUACUAUUAUUAUCACUACCAGUUUUAGCAGGUGCUAUUACUAUACUUUUAACAGAUCGAAACCUUAAUACAUCUUUUUUUGAUCCUGCUGGAGGAGGUGAUCCUAUUUUAUAUCAACAUUUAUUUUGAUUUUUUGGACAUCCAGAAGUAUAUAUUUUAAUUUUACCAGGAUUUGGUAUAAUUUCUCACAUUAUUUCUCAAGAAAGAGGAAAAAAAGAAACAUUUGGUUGUUUAGGGAUAAUUUAUGCUAUACUAGCUAUUGGAUUAUUAGGAUUUAUUGUAUGAGCUCAUCAUAUAUUUACAGUUGGUAUAGAUAUUGAUACUCGAGCUUAUUUUACAUCAGCUACUAUAAUUAUUGCAGUACCAACAGGAAUUAAAAUUUUUAGUUGAUUAGCUACUUUUCAUGGAACUCAAAUUAACUAUUCCCCAUCUAUUUUAUGAAGUUUAGGAUUUGUAUUUUUAUUUACUGUUGGAGGAUUAACAGGAGUAAUCUUAUCUAACUCUUCUAUUGAUAUUACAUUACAUGAUACAUAUUAUGUAGUAGCCCAUUUUCAUUAUGUAUUAUCUAUGGGAGCAGUAUUUGCUAUUUUAGGGGGAUUUAUUCAUUGAUAUCCUUUAUUCACUGGAUUAUCUUUAAAUCCUUAUUUAUUAAAAAUUCAAUUCAUCACAAUAUUUAUUGGAGUAAAUUUAACCUUUUUCCCUCAACAUUUUUUAGGGUUAGCAGGAAUACCUCGACGAUACUCUGAUUACCCAGAUUCUUAUAUUUCUUGAAAUAUUAUUUCAUCUUUAGGAUCUUAUAUUUCUUUAGUAGCCAUUAUAAUAAUAUUAAUUAUUAUUUGAGAAUCUUUAAUUAAUCAACGAAUUGCUUUAUUUACAUUAAAUUUACCCUCAUCAAUUGAAUGAUACCAAAACUUACCUCCAGCAGAACAUUCAUAUAAUGAACUACCUAUUUUAAGUAACU